AUGGCGAUUAGAGUUUGGAUCCUUGGAGCCCAUGGGAAUGCCAGUGUCUUAGACAUGAUCAAAUGCAAGGAGACUUUAUCAGUACUUUAUCAUACGAUGGGGACGAUGGUCCCAGCUGCAUUGUUAUCUGAUGGGCUUGCUGCCAGCAGCAUGAAGGCUGACAGUUACAGAGGGCACAUUAGCCCCACAGCUCCAGAGCAAGCUCCUGCCCCACCACGGCCAUACCAGGGUGUUCGAGUCAAGGAGCCAGUGAAGGAGCUACUGAGGAGAAAGCGUGGCCAUGCCAGCAGUGGGGCAGCUGCCCCACCUACUGCGGUGGUGCUGCCCCACCAGCCCCUGGCAACCUACAGCACAGUGGGUCCUUCCUGCCUUGAUAUGGAGGUUUCUGCUUCCACAGUGACAGAGGAGGGGACAUUGUGUGCUGGCUGGCUCUCCCAACCUGCCCCGGCCACCCUCCAGCCCUUGACUCCAUGGACACCCUACACGGAGUAUGUGUCCCACGAAGCUGUCAGCUGCCCUUACUCAGCUGACAUGUAUGUGCAGCCAGUUUGCCCCAGUUACACAGUGGUGGGGCCCUCCUCGGUGCUGACCUACGCUUCCCCGCCACUCAUUACUAAUGUCACGCCAAGAAGCACUGCUACACCUGCCGUGGGGCCCCAGCUGGAGGGUCCGGAGCACCAGGCACCCCUCACCUAUUUCCCGUGGCCUCAGCCCCUUUCCACGUUGCCUGCCUCCAGUCUGCAGUACCAACCUCCAGCCCCAGCCCUGCCUGGGCCCCAGUUUGUCCAGCUUCCCAUCUCUAUCUCAGAGCCAGUCCUUCAGGACAUGGAUGACCCCAGAAGGGCCAUCAGCUCCCUGACCAUUGACAAGCUGCUUCUGGAGGAAGAGCAAAGCAACACCUAUGAGCUCAACCACACCCUCUCUGUGGAGGGUUUUUAG
Microtus ochrogaster (prairie vole) is the source of this 939-nucleotide messenger RNA. It is a transcript of the gene Pou2af1, whose product is annotated as POU class 2 associating factor 1. NCBI's taxonomy places the organism in Eukaryota, Metazoa, Chordata, Mammalia, Rodentia, Cricetidae. Gene Ontology annotation, biological process: positive regulation of transcription by RNA polymerase II. Gene Ontology annotation, cellular component: RNA polymerase II transcription regulator complex. Gene Ontology annotation, molecular function: transcription coactivator activity; DNA binding; POU domain binding. Bases 1 to 939 code for a protein of 312 amino acids. The transcript is spliced from 7 exons. The record is from RefSeq and is a predicted model, not a curated record.